AAACAGUCUGUGAAGGAUUUGAUCUGAAGGAUGGCCAUAUCAGCCACACUGAGGUCUCUGUCCCUGACUCUGAGGAGAAGGUUCCACGUCCUGGGGAUCGUGCUGCUUCUCUUCAUGGCUUUCUACUUCCUGCACGACUUCAGGUCAAGGAAACACUGGGACAACUCUCUGAGUACGAUGUAUUCGUUCUACCCUCGGCCCAUCAAGCACCUGGUGGAUUCACUGAAGAGAGCAGGAGGCAGUGAUGACGAGCAGGACUCGUCCUCCACGUCCUCCACGUCCUCCAUGUCCUCCACGUCCUCGGCGCCUGUGGUGAGCAGAGACCCGUUCUGGGAUCAACUCCAGGAUUCCUCUGAUAGCUGCAGUCCCAAGUUGCACAUCGUCUUCCUGAAGAGUCAGCGGAGCGACAGCGGCCAAAUCCAGAACAUCCUGUUCCGCUACGGCGAGAAGAGGAACCUGACCUUCGCCCUGCCGCAGAACCGGGCGCUCAAGUUCUCUUACCCGGAACUUUUCCAGUCCACGUUUGUGGAAGGAGUCCAGGGGGACGGCGUCAAGCGGUUCCACAUCCUGUGUAACGAGAUGAGGUUCCGCAAGUCCGAGGUGGCAAAAGUGAUGCCUGCAGACACCUUCUACUUCUCCAUGCUGAGACACCCCAUCGCCACAACGCAGUCCAUGUUUCUGUACUUCAAGUAUGUGUCCAGCUCCAGUGACAUCCACACACUGGACGAGGUGCUGGAGGACUAUUUUGGACGCCACACGCCGGCGGGCGCGAAGACCAACCACCUCUUAACCACCGUGGCGUUUGACUUCGGCCUCAAUGUCAGCGUUGCGGCGGACCCCCAAGACCUGGAGCUCCGAGCCGCCAAGGCCAUCGAGCACAUGGAGGAAGACUUCGACCUUCUCCUCAUCCAUGAAUACUUUGACGAGUCCCUCGUGCUGCUCAGGCACAAGCUCUGCUGGUCUCUGGAGGACGUGGCGACCUUCAGGCGCAGCGAGCGGAAGGACCAGCCCGGCUAUCCUGUUCUGCCAGACACCGCGGAGCACAUCCAGAGGUGGAACGCUCUGGACUGGAAGAUCUACCAGCACUUCAACGCCACCUUCUGGAGCCAGGUGGAGAGGGAGGUGGGGGCGGAGCAGAUGAAGAGGGAGGUGUCCGAGCUGAGACAGCUGCAGGCGGAGCUGACGAAAACCUGCCUGAGAGGCAGAUUCAAAAAUAUACCAAAAGAAUUAAGCAGUAUCAAAUUGGAGUGGAACGGAGGAGACAUCAAGCUGGGCUUCAACAUCAACCAGCAGCUGGACAACCACACCUACGGGCAGUGCCAGAAACACCUGACUCCCGAGAUGCAGUACACCUCCACCCUGUACGACCGGCACUUCCCACAGCAGGCUGGGCAGAAGUGAAGAACCCGGCGCCAAGUCAAUCCUGAAGGAACAUGCAAACUCCACUCACUGAAACUCCACCCCCAGAGCCCAGGCCUGGACCUGAAACUCCACCCCCAGACCUCAGGCCCGGACUGAAACACGUCCCACUAGAAGACUUAGACAGUGGUUCUCGUGCAGUGUUCUUUGUAGAACUCAUGAGGUUCUUGGUGGAGCCGGAGCUCACCAGUUCUGCCGGCUGUGGCUCCAAACACGAGGUCUACACCUAAAAGCCUGCCGAAGUCUGAAAUUCAUCCGAGCUCUUGAUAAAUGAAUUUCCUUUGUAGAAAAAUGAAUGUUUUAGUCAAGAUUUUAACUUUGUCCAGAUUUGUUUAAAAACAAUUAAAAUUAAUGUAAACUUUUUAAUAAUGGAAAAAAACAUGGGGUUUGUUUUCUUAAAUUUGUA
This is a messenger RNA of Salarias fasciatus (jewelled blenny), 1825 nucleotides long. RefSeq names its product galactose-3-O-sulfotransferase 2-like. NCBI's taxonomy places the organism in Eukaryota, Metazoa, Chordata, Actinopteri, Blenniiformes, Blenniidae. Gene Ontology annotation, molecular function: galactosylceramide sulfotransferase activity. The coding region runs from base 31 to 1401 and encodes 456 amino acids. The record is from RefSeq and is a predicted model, not a curated record. Gene Ontology annotation, cellular component: membrane. The transcript has 4 exons. Gene Ontology annotation, biological process: glycolipid biosynthetic process.